Messenger RNA from Bombyx mandarina (wild silkworm), 3950 nucleotides. It is a transcript of the gene Edem2, whose product is annotated as ER degradation enhancer, mannosidase alpha-like 2. Gene Ontology annotation, cellular component: endoplasmic reticulum; membrane. Gene Ontology annotation, molecular function: calcium ion binding; mannosyl-oligosaccharide 1,2-alpha-mannosidase activity. Gene Ontology annotation, biological process: carbohydrate metabolic process; mannose trimming involved in glycoprotein ERAD pathway; endoplasmic reticulum mannose trimming. The record is from RefSeq and is a predicted model, not a curated record. NCBI's taxonomy places the organism in Eukaryota, Metazoa, Arthropoda, Insecta, Lepidoptera, Bombycidae.
AUGGCUUUCCCCGUUUUAUUAAUAAUGUUCGUUACGAUCGUUUUGGUUAAAACCGAAGAGGAAACUUCAGGAUUACGUAUGUCAAAGGCGGAGAGACUAAGCUUAAGAGAUGAAUCAAGGCAGAUGUUCUAUCAUGCUUAUCAUGCUUACAUGGAGAAUGCAUAUCCAGCUGAUGAACUGAUGCCUCUCAGUUGCAAGGGCAGAUGGAAAGGAAUUACACCGAGUCGUGGAGAUAUGGAUGAUGCUUUAGGAAAUUUCUCAUUGACAUUGGUGGACAGCUUAGACACUUUAGUUGUGAUGGGGGACUUUUCGGAAUUUAAUCAUGCAAUCCAACUCGUUAUAAAAGAUGUCUCUUUUGACCAAGAUAUUGUUGUUUCAGUCUUUGAAACAAAUAUUAGGAUGCUGGGGGGUCUAUUGUCUGCUCACGUAUUGGCGGAAACGUUGAAGAGCGAUAUUCCAUUAUUGCAAUGGUAUAACAAUGAAUUGUUGACGAUGGCAGAAGAUUUAGGGAAAAGGUUGUUACCUGCUUUCAAUACAUCCACUGGCAUACCUCAUGGAAAGAUAAACCUCAGACAUGGUAUACGAGACUUAACCGAAUCACGGGAGACAUGCACUGCGUGCGCGGGAACGAUGAUUCUAGAGAUGGCAGCUCUGUCACGACUCACCGGAAACCCUAUUUACGAACAGAAAGCGCAUAAAUCUAUGGAUCGUCUCUGGAAAAUAAGACACAGAACCUCGGACCUCAUGGGGACAGUUAUAAACAUUCACUCCGGUGACUGGGUUCGUAAAGAUUCCGGAGUCGGUGCCGGAAUAGACUCUUACUAUGAAUAUUGCUUGAAAGCAUACAUACUCCUUGGUGAUGAAAAAUAUCUUGCCCGAUUUACUAGGCACUACAACGCCAUCAUGAAGUACAUAAGUAGAGGUCCCGUAAUGUUGGCCGUGCACAUGCACCGACCGCAUCUCCAGUCCCGUAAUUUCAUGGAUGCCCUGUUGGCGUUCUGGCCUGGGCUACAGGUACUACUGGGCGACGUCCGACCGGCCGUCGAAACUCACGAGAUGCUCUACCAAGUAAUGCAGAGGCACACUUUCAUACCGGAAGCUUUCACUUCCGACUUUCAGGUGCACUGGGGACAGCAUCCGUUGCGGCCAGAGUUUUUGGAGUCGACUUAUUUCUUGCAUCGCGCCACCGAAGACGAUCACUAUUUGCAAGUCGGCAAGACCGUGCUGAAAGCGUUGCAGCAGCACACGCGCGUGCCGUGCGGAUACGCGGCCGUGAAUGACGUCAGAACGCGCGCACACGAGGACCGAAUGGACUCGUUCGUGCUCGCGGAGACAUUCAAAUACUUAUACAUGCUGUUCGGCGACGAGAAGGAUUUCCCGAUCAAACUGGAAGAUUACGUAUUGACAACUGAAGCACAUUUCCUGCCGCUGUCGUUGGCAACCGUAGGAAAGAACACGUCGUAUUUCACAUUGAAGAUCGACGAUCCCGACGAAGAUAAAUAUAGAAAAACGUGCCCGAAUACAGCGUCGCUUGUGCCCGAGAAAGUACGUCAGCCGAUGCGCCAGCUGCUGGGCUCGACCGCGGCGCGUCCGCCGGCGAGGCUGCGUCCACUCAAUGACCCUCGCCAGAUUAACGCUCUCUCCGACAUGGGUAUAUCAGUACUGACUCUUCCCGAUGGUAGAGUACAGCUGCUUUAUACUAUCAACACAGCUAAAUCGGCGAAAGACGCCGCUGAAGGCUUGACGUUCAUGCGGGAGAUGGCCAAAUGGAACUCGCUUAGUGAUUUCGAAAACGGAGUCAUACCGGCCGGUGUGAAAAUCGACGAUAAAAUCUUUCCUGCCGGACCAGCGCACUUCGGGAAGGAAAUAACAGGAAACGAACGCCACACAAACACCCUUACAUUCGUGACCCCUAUCGACGCGUGCACCCCUGUUGAAAACGAAGAGGAGAUUUCGAACGGUUUCGGUAUCGCGAAACGCGGCCAUUGCACGUUCGCUCAGAAAGUGCGAAACAUGCAAAAGGCCGGCGUCAAACUGGCCAUCAUAAUAGACAACAUUCCGGACUCGACACACGAGACGACCGCUCUGUUCGCGAUGUCCGGCGACGGUAACGACGACAUCGAAAUACCCGCAGUUUUCCUGUUCUCGAAAGAAGGCGAAUAUUUAUCGAACGCUUUAAAGAAUAACCCCGAGCUCACCGUGACCGUGGGCGAACUUAAAAACUUAAAGAAGCACUACGAUAAUUCCUGCGAUGAAGGCGGCUGCGAGGCCGUGGUCGAUUCACAGAACUUACCGGCGGACAAAGAAUCCUUCGAUCAUUUAAAAAAGGUUCUAAGCCAGUUGGUUGCUCAAUUCGAAUUGUCGCUCUCGAACGAAGAAGGUAAUACGCAAAAUUCAUGCGCCGAAGAAAUCGCUGAGAGCAUUCACUUAGAGAAGGGGGAAUUCGUUCAUAACGUAGCCCGUAAAACAAGUUCUGUGAAAACCAUACAGCAAUCAGUUACCAUCGAACCUGUGGGUCCGUCAGAAGUUGCACCGAAAGAAAGUGUUCAAGAUACGGGUGAAGCAAAUAAAAAUAAACCCGAUGAACUCUGACACACUCAAUACAUCGGGAACGUAUGCGAAUAAGAAAGAAAAAUAUAUAUAUUGUAAACAAGAUAAAUGCUGUGUAUAAUAUGUACAUAAUUGAAUCUAAGAUUUAAUAACACUGUUAAGAAUUUUCGUGCCUUUUAAGUAAUUGCCACUUUAGUUGUUUUAAUUUAAGAGCAAUAAAUAUGAUAAGAAUUCUGGGAAAAAAAUGAGAUAUAAAUAUAUUUUUUUAUGAUUUUAACGUGAUUAUAGUUUGGCAGUAUCGUUUAACGUUUUCAAUUAAAAAAACGACUGUUUCUCAGACAACGAAGCAGUGCGAGAGGGGUGACAGUUGAUUAAUAAUAAACAUGAAAAUUAACAAAUUUAAUUGUUACACAAAAAAGUUUAAGAACAAUAUAAUUUACUCAGUAGGUACUAUAUACUUGAGAACUACUAUUGAAAUAUUUUAAAUAAUAUGUCAUAAAAAAAAUUUUCGUCUUUAUUCGUUCUUAUAUUAUAAUCUCGUCGAUAAACAUUUUAAUUCACUAUUGUUUUGUUGAUGGCAAGACAUAUCUCGUGUUGCCGAUUAACGUAUAAAUCGGAUUAACACACCCCUAUCGCACUAACAUCGUUGCACAUUUAAUUAACAUCAAAUAAAUUAUAUAAUAGAUAUAUGUAACCAUCAUUUUAAUGAAAAUUGUUACCCUGUGUUAUAAAAUAGUGUAAAUAAUUCAUUUUUUUUACACCGAAUCGGAUUUACGGGGUCGUACAAAACUAGCAAUUGUACAUACAGCCACAGUUUUUAUUAAUAUUGUGUGCAAAAUGGAUAAGACCAUGACUAUACUAUAAUCUAAGUUGUAAAUAUAUAUUAAUAUACCGAUUUAUUUAAUUAUCUACCGUUUUAUUGUACUGGAAUUAUCAGCGUCAAAUGUUCUCAGUACGUUUGUUGGAACAUUCCACAUGAGUUUUUGUUUUUAGAAUUAUGUUUUUAAUCUAAUAUAGUCGCAACUAUUUCUCGACAUGAGGUGCAUAAAGUUGGAUCUAUUUUUUGCAAAAACAAUUUUGGAAUUGAUUCAUUCGGUUUCUAGGUACGCGGUUUUAGUAACUUGGUUUUUUCAUAUAAUGAAAACUUAACGUAAUUUUAACAAAAUAAAAAGUCUGAUUAAAAAAUGCGCACGUGGGAAAAACAUAUGACAGUACUUACAUAGGUAACUUUUGUUCUUAUGGCCUAUUAUUCUGAUCAGGAUAAUAAGGACAAAAAUUAUUAUUAUGUUUUAUUUGGUUUUUAAACAAUAUAUCUAUUGUUUUCUUGUCUAAUAUUGACACCAUAAGUGGUAUAAUUGAGUCGUCUAUUAUCAAAGGUGGCAAUCUGUGCAUUUGGACAA